Molecule: messenger RNA, 1877 nt
Organism: Triplophysa dalaica
Lineage: Eukaryota; Metazoa; Chordata; Actinopteri; Cypriniformes; Nemacheilidae
Gene: nkx3.3
Product: NK3 homeobox 3
Exons: 2
Coding region: 202-939 (245 amino acids)
Biological process (GO): regulation of transcription by RNA polymerase II; cell differentiation
Cellular component (GO): nucleus
Molecular function (GO): RNA polymerase II cis-regulatory region sequence-specific DNA binding; DNA-binding transcription factor activity, RNA polymerase II-specific
Source: RefSeq, a predicted model, not a curated record
ACUGAUGCGCACAUGACAGUUUCUGACAUUUUGCUCGUUGAUUAGGUCAGCAGACGCGUUCCCCCAAUUAAAGACGACGACCAAUACACAGUGGACUAAUUCAUCGACAUGAAAAAACAGAAGAUUGCCAGAUAGAACGCCAUCGAAGACAAACAGUUCAGGCCACCCAAGACUGACCAGCAGGUUACGUAAAUGUUUUAAAUGGCGAAUAAAUGCACCUCCUUUUCAAUUCAUAACAUAUUAAACCGAGGAAGUGAGUCCGAGGGAAAUACCUGUCUUGAUGAGGACGCAGAUGAACGGGCGAGCGGGGACAGAGAGGCUCGGGACUGCUCCGGUUCAUCUCUGUCGGUGCGAGCCGAGAGCGCAGAGAGGCGCAUCUCUUCCUGCGUGCUUGUGCUAGACUCUUCAUCAUCCUCGGACCAGAAUUCAUGCGAGGAAGAAUCUACAGGGGAAGACACAUCUCAACCAGAAAGACGACACGAUCACGAUAUUGAUCGAGAGAAGUCCCAGAGCUGUAACUUCGGAGACAAUAAUUCCAAAUCGAGUAAGAAAAGGUCCCGUGCCGCCUUCUCCCACGCGCAGGUGUACGAGCUGGAGAGGCGCUUUCACCUGCAGCGCUACCUGUCCGGACCAGAGCGCGCGGACCUGGCAGGAGCUCUCAAAUUGACCGAGACGCAGGUGAAAAUAUGGUUCCAGAACAGGAGAUACAAAACCAAACGGCGACAAAUGGCGGCCGAGCUUGCGACAACUCCCACGACAACCCUGGCGAAGAGAGUGGCGGUGAAGGUGCUUGUGAACAACGACCAGAGGCAAUACAGCGCCGAGGACCUCCUCAGUGCCCCUGUUCAUCCCUUACACCCAUCAUUCCCUUACUAUCCGUAUAUGUUUUGCUUUCAGCCGUGGACCUCAGGAAACACUUUAAGUGGUGGCUUGUACUGAAUUACUGGAGUUACGUACAAUACAGCCAAAGUGCGUUUAUGAAAAACAACGCAAACAAAACCAUAUUUUUCCAACAGGAUUAUAAAUACUGAACGUGUCCAAAGAAGCAAACGGAGAAGGACACAAUGUGAUGCACUGAAUUAAGACGAUCAAGCCAAAGAUUAAAAAUUCGCUCAGUAGAAAUUUUGGCAACAUUUCUUGUAAUUUUUAAUGGUGUACAAUGGCCAUAAAAGUAUGAAAAAGCUUGAGCCAAAUGCACUUAAAAUUGUAAUAAUUACAUUGCAUUAGAUGAGAAAAUACCAAACCAAAGACUGUCAUUGGCAAAACAAUUGAUGCAGGACUACCUUCUUAUUUCUUAGACAUUUUGGGGUUUACUUUAACCCAGUUGUUCCUAAGGUAAGAUUUAGUGGAUGUAUGAAGUCCACACAGGUGUUUUUGUUAAAAUAUCAUCUAAUGCAAUUUAUACAUUUUAAAUCUAAAAGUGCCUCAUUAGUUUUUUAGGGCCUGUGUAUAUAAUGUGAUAUGAUAUGAGUGUGUUUGGAGAGGUUUUUUAGGCUUUGUUCUUGCUUCAAGUUUUUCUUUAUGUCAAUCACCAGGGAAAGUUUAACACAAAUCUUUUGUGUACUGUAAUACAGCCUGUGCACUUGAAAUGUCUUAAAAUGUGUCAGCAACCCACUGUUCCAAUUCAUUGUCUAAGUUUUAUUCAGUCUCAAAGCGCAGGUGGUAUAGAAGAACACAGGUUCAAUAAAGAUUGUAGAGCAAACAGGGAAAAAUGUGGUACGUGUGAGAAAAGCUAACCACAAUAGUACAAAUCUUAAUGGGUGUUUGUCAACAUGUUUUACUAUGACUGUAGGGCAAACAUUAAAGAGGAAACGGAGAUCGAAAAGACUGUUGACAGGAGUUCAUGUACAUACAAAUAAAAAGCAAAUGAAAUACCU